This is a messenger RNA of Chelonoidis abingdonii (Abingdon island giant tortoise), 2526 nucleotides long. RefSeq names its product proteasome 26S subunit, non-ATPase 5 (gene PSMD5). Gene Ontology annotation, biological process: proteasome assembly. Lineage: Eukaryota; Metazoa; Chordata; Testudines; Testudinidae. The record is from RefSeq and is a predicted model, not a curated record. Gene Ontology annotation, cellular component: cytosol.
GUUGCUAGGGGAGUUCUCGCGAUACUGCUAGUCCCACACUCCCUCCCUCGGCUGGGGCGGGUCCCAAGAUGGCGGAGGAGGCGCUGGAGCUUCUAGCCCGCGUGUCCCGGCUGGAGGAGCCGCUGGAGGAGCUGCGGGCCCUGGGGGUGGCCGUGCAGGCCCUGCCGCUGAGCGCUCUGAGGGAGCGGGCGUCCGACAUCCGCCUCGGAAGCCUCUUCGCUCUGCUCAACGUGAACGACAGAGAACAGGUUGCUUUAUGUGUUUCUAUCUUGGAGCGGUUUCUUCAGGCAGUGGAUCCAUUGUAUGUAAUCCAGAACUUCAGAGAAGAACUUCAAAAAGGACUCUUUCAUUCUGAUGAUUCAGUUAAACUUCUUACUAUAGCUCAGGUUGGAAGAAUAGUUGAAAAUUCAGAUGCUGUUAGAGAAAUUCUCAAUAAUCCUGAAUUACUAAGGCAAAUCAUUUAUUGCAUUGGUGGAGAGAAAAUAGCUGUAGCUAAAGAGGCUAUCAAAUCACUGUCGAGAAUAGCACAGACUCAAGAUGGGCUGGAGGCUUUAUUUGCAAGCAGUUUUUUAGUUGACAUGAAAAAUGUUAUGGCAACAAGUGAUGUUGUACGAUAUAGAGUAUAUGAGUUAGUUGUUGAGAUUUCUUCGGUGUCUGCAGAUUCUUUGAAUUACUGUGCAAACAGUGGAUUAAUAUCUGAGCUAAUUGAAGAACUGACUGGAGAUGAUGUGCUGGUCAGAGCUACCAGUAUAGAGAUGGUGACCUCACUGGCAUACACUAAGCAUGGACGUCAAUAUCUUGCCCAACAAGGAAUCAUUGAUAAAAUUUCCAAUAUAAUCAUUGGGGCAGAUUCUGAUCCUUUCUCAGGCUUCUAUUUGCCAGGAUUUGUGAAAUUUUUUGGAAAUCUGGCUAUUGUAGACAGCCCACAGCAGAUCUGUGAACGAUAUCCCAUCUUUAUGGAAAAAGUAUUUGGAAUGGCCGAAGGCCAUGACCCAACUAUGAUUGGAGUGGCUGUGGACACGCUUGCAAUCCUGGGAUCAAAUGUGGAAGGAAAACAGGUUUUACAGAAAGCUGGGAGUAGAUUUCAACAGCUGUUAAACAGAAUAGGGCACCAGGCAAAGAAUCCCCCAGCAGAGCUAAGACUUCGAUGUUUGGAUGCCAUAUCAUCUCUUCUUUACUUGCCACCAGACCAGCAAACAGAAGACCUGCUAGGAAUGACUGAAUCCUGGUUUGCUGCCUUGUCUAGCCAGCCAUUGGAACUCUUCAGGAGUAUUAGUACUCAGCCAUUCCCUGAUCUCCACUGUGGGGCUUUAAGAGUGUUUACCGCUAUUGCAAACCAACCGUGGGCACAGAAACUGAUGCUUGACAGUCCAGGAUUUGUGGAAUAUAUUGUAGACAGAUCUGUGGAACCUGACAAAGCUUCAAAGGAUGCCAAAUAUGAACUGGUCAAGGCCCUUGUAAAUUCCAAAACAAUAGCUGAAAUAUUUGGAAACCAGUACUACUUAAGGCUGAGGGCUUAUCUGCAUGAAGGUCCUUAUUAUGUUAAGGCUGUUUCUACUACUGCUGUGGAAGGGGCAGAAUAAUAUCAGCGUAAUCACAUUUUUUCCUAUUUAGCAAUCCAAUGUUAGUGGAGCAGUGAUUGGUCCAAAAUGGCAACAGUUUAGGGGCUCUAACCUCAUGAAAGAAACUUUAGAAAGCAUUUGACUCAGUUGUUUUAAUCUGAAAAUAACUAAGAGUCAGGAGAGUAAUUCUCAGACAGUGGUAGGGCACUUUAAAGUAUCAUGCUGUAUAUAAAACUGCUUCCUGUACAUUUAUUGUAAUAUUUUGAUAUAACAUUGUCUAAUUGACUGGCCUAAGCAGGUUAGUUUAUUAAAAUUACGCUAGCUACUUUUGGGGGCUUUCAUGCCUACAGGAGAUGGUGCAAAAAUAAUUAGUGUUUUUUGUUUGUUUGUUCCUUCCUCUCCCCCCCCCGUUUGCUGGAUGUAAGUCUUGUAUAAACAAACAGUUCUCAAUGUUCUUUACAUCUUAUGGGGAAAGUGAACGUGAAAAAUCUUAAGUUUUUAAAGAUACUAUCUGAUAAAGUGAGUGUUAAACCAAAUUGGAAGCUGCCCCUCCCUUUUUUUUGACCUUUAUCUUUGUACUGCAGUUAAAAUAAUUUGUUUAAGAGGACGUUGCAUGAACCACAGUCUGUUAGUCAAUCUGUUUGCUUAGAAACCAAAUUUUAAAUAGAUUUUACUGUCGUUUUGAUCAAAAAUUGAUCUCUUAAUUUUAAAAGUUACCACUUUUAAAUUAUAUCUGAACUUGGGUGAUGUUAGUUUGAAUAAAAGUGAUAAGAGCAUAAAGCCUUCUGUUUAAGGACAUAAAUUUAGCCAUGAAGAAGUAACUCAUGGCUGUAGCCCAGGGAUUGGCAACGUUUGGUGUGCGACCUGCCAGGGAAAUCUGUUGGUGGCCCAGGAUGGUUUGUUUACCUGCUGCACCCGCAGGUUCGGCCGAUUGCAGCUCCCACUGACUGCGGUUCGCUGCUCC